This is a messenger RNA of Lactuca saligna, 1974 nucleotides long. Lineage: Eukaryota; Viridiplantae; Streptophyta; Magnoliopsida; Asterales; Asteraceae. The record is from the annotation of a GenBank genome assembly.
GCCCACCCACCCUCGCAGAGUCUAGAGAGAGAGAGAGAGAGAGAGAGAGAGAGAGAGAGAGAGAGAGAAAGCAGGAGAUGAGACAAAGAAAACACCAGACUCAAGAGCCCAAAGUUAAAGGUUUUUGAGAGCAGUUGAUUUCAUGGUGGAUAUUCUUUCCUCUCUCCAUGCUCUUCAUCUUCCUAUUCUAUUCCUCCGCCGCUAAUGCUGUAUAAGCUAGGUGAUUUCUUCAUCUGCAGCAGCAGCAGCAACGGCGGCGGCGGCGGCUGCCAACCUUCAAAUGCCGGAGUAAAUCUCGCCAUCACCGUCUUCGCCGCCCUUGUAAUCGCUGCUGCUAUGUACUCCACCACUAGAUUGAUGAAAGCCCUAAGACGUAGUCAAACUUCGUCUUCCUCGUCGUCGUCUUCAAAUUCAUCAAAUUCGUCGUCUUCGUGGAUUCAUUUGAGAUCUGUUUUAUUCGUUGUUGCUUCUUCCUCACCAGCUUCGUGUUCCACUUCGGAUCGGGGGCGUCUGAAAUCACCAUGGUCACGUAGGAAAAGAAAACACGCACUCACUCCUCAACAGUGGAGAAAUUUGUUUACACCUGAUGGAAAACUUCGAGAUGGUGUUAAAUUUCUUAAAAAAGUCCGCAGUGGGGGAGUGGAUGCAAGUAUCAGGUCAGAAGUUUGGCCGUUCCUACUUGGAGUUUAUGAGCUCAACACUUGCAAAGAAGAAAGAGAUAAACUAAGAACUCAGGGGAGAAAGAAGUACGAGAAAUUACGUAGGCAAUGCAGGAAGCUUGUAGGUGAAAGCAGCAGCAAUGGGGACAGUCACAGUCAAGGCAUGGAUUCUGCAGAAUCAGAAGAAGUUGUGAGUGCCAGGGAGUCCCUUUCUAGUGAAGAAAUAAAUUCUUCCCCAUCUCCCAUGAAUUCAGGAGUAUUAUUGGAGGAAGAAGAAGCCACUCCUGGAUCAGGGUCAACAAGAUUCAUAGAUCCAAACAUAUCCGACUCGGAAUCUUCUGACUCAGAUUCUUCUCGAUCUCAAGAUCCCCCGGAACUCAGCCAAAGUCAAACCUUCCCCUUCCCAUCGUCGGAAAACGAAGAGUCAUCGGCAGUUCAGUCGAGCGAGGAUUUCUCCACCUGGCAGCGUAUCAUUCGCCUGGAUGCGAUCCGAGCCAACGGAGACUGGAUCCCAUACUCGCAACCUCAAGCUGAGGUUUCGGAGGAACGGGCCGUGCGGUCAGCGGAAGCCGUGGGAUUAAAAGACUACGAGCAUCUAGAAGCGUGUAGAAUCUUCCACGCGUCUCGGCUGGUGGCGGUUCUGGAAGCAUACGCGCUGUACGAUCCGGAAAUCGGAUACUGCCAGGGGAUGAGCGAUCUGCUGUCUCCAAUAAUCGCGGUCAUGAGUGAAGACCACGAAGCGUUCUGGUGUUUCGUUGGGUUCAUGAGAAAGGCGCGCCAUAAUUUCAGGCUUGAUGAGACGGGGAUCAGACGGCAGUUGAACCGCGUCUCCAAGAUUAUAAAAUCCAAAGACUCGCAUCUCUACAAGCACUUGGAGAAGCUUCAGGCGGAGGACUGUUUCUUUGUGUAUAGGAUGGUGGUGGUGCUGUUUAGGAGGGAGUUGACUUUUCAACAGACCAUAUGUUUGUGGGAGGUGAUGUGGGCCGAUCAGGCCGCCAUCAGGUCUGGGAUUGGGAAGUCCUCCGCGUGGAACAGGAUAAGACAGCGGGCACCCCCUCCUACCGAGGAUCUGUUGCUGUAUGCCAUUGCUGCUUCCGUGCUGCAGAGGAGGAAACAGAUAAUAGAGAAGUACAGCAGCAUGGAUGAGAUAAUAAGGGAAUGUAAUAACAUGGCCGGUCAACUUGAUGUUUGGAAGCUUUUGGAUGAUGCCCAUGACUUGGUGGUUUCUGUUCAUGACAAGAUUGAAACCCCCACCACCACCACCACCACCAUCACCAUGUCUUCUUCUUCUUCUUCCUCGCUCCAUCAUAAAUAA